Phycomyces blakesleeanus NRRL 1555(-) is the source of this 399-nucleotide messenger RNA. It is a transcript of the gene NDUFB8, whose product is annotated as NADH dehydrogenase 1 beta subcomplex subunit 8 NDUFB8. The annotation marks the transcript as partial. Gene Ontology annotation, cellular component: mitochondrion. Lineage: Eukaryota; Fungi; Mucoromycota; Mucoromycetes; Mucorales; Phycomycetaceae. The record is from RefSeq and is a predicted model, not a curated record. The transcript is spliced from 3 exons.
CUCUUGAAUGCACGUCUCGCCGCUGCCAGCAGACCCUCUAUGCUGGUUGUUCGUGCUCAGUCAACCUUGAACACCGGCAAGGUUGUUGAGGAUCCCCAGAUUGGCGACUACCCCAACCUUCCUUACAACAGCAGCCAGGCCCGUGGACCUUUUGGCUGGUGGGAUCCCCAGGACAAGCGUAACUUUGGCGAGAAUGUUCAUGAAGAAGACGAAAUUAUGGGUGUCUGGGCUCCUGAUCUGCAUACAUACAGCCCUUACAAGGCUCUUGCUCAAAUUGGUGUGUUCUUUGCUUCAAUGGCUGCUUUUGCUGGUUUCAUCUACAAGGUUAACCCCGAGCGUCCUGUGAUCCAGCGUACUUAUCCUUUUGGUGGAUUGACCGAGGAACUUGGUGCUCGUGAG